Malaya genurostris is the source of this 5160-nucleotide messenger RNA. RefSeq lists its product as uncharacterized. The transcript is spliced from 3 exons. Bases 1 to 5160 code for a protein of 1719 amino acids. Gene Ontology annotation, molecular function: nucleic acid binding. Gene Ontology annotation, biological process: DNA integration. NCBI's taxonomy places the organism in Eukaryota, Metazoa, Arthropoda, Insecta, Diptera, Culicidae. The record is from RefSeq and is a predicted model, not a curated record.
AUGGAAUUCGCGAAGCAGAUGGAUUUACGGAAAGCGCGUCUUGAAAGACAGCAGGCAUGGAACGAGUUUCGUUUGAAGCAAGAGCGGGAGAUGCGCGAGUUGGAGCACCAAGCACAGCGAAAAAUGGAGGAGCAGCAGUUAGAGCAUGAGCAGGAAAUGCUGGAUAGGCAAAUGGCGGCAGAGCGAGAAUUUCUCCAGAAGCGUGAUGCGAUUAGGAAGCAAUUUGAUAACAGUGUUAUGAAGGUUAAAGCACUGAAAGAUCAAAGUGGUCCUGUUCGCAAUUCAUCGAUGAUUAAACCAACGAAAAUGGUAAAUCAAUGGCUGCAUGGAGAUAAUCGGGGUGCUCACCGCAGAAUGAAUGAUGGCGAAGAUCCAAAACGAACAGGAAUGGGCCCUGUCGACGAUGAAGGCGAUUCUGAGUGGAAUCAUGAAGUUAGCGACGGUAGUGAUGUGUCGGAAGUUCCCAGGAGUAGAAACAAGCGUAGUAGCGUCCGCUUGAGUGAAGGAACAAACGGGUCGGGGUGCAGAGUUGGUCGAAUCACGAGAGAUCAGCUAGCCGCUAGAAAAGCAGUUUCUCAAAAUCUUCCGAAGUUUAAGGGAGAGCCAGAAGUUUGGCCAUUGUUCAUUAGCAGUUUCGAAUUCACCACCGCUGCUUGUGGAUUUUCGAAUCUGGAAAAUCUGAAACGUUUGCAGGGUUGCUUACAAGGUGACGCGCUUGAGGCGGUCAGAAGUCGGCUAAUUCUUCCAGAUUCCGUACCAGAUGUGAUCGGUGAUCUUCGUAAUCUUUUUGGAAGACCAGAGAAGUUGUUGAAAUCGUUACUGUCGAAGGUAAGAAGCGCUCCAGCUCCGAGAGCUGAUCGACUGGAGACAUUUUUGCAUUUUGGCAUCACUGUUAAGCAAUUAUGUGACCAUCUUGAGGCAGCACGGCUUAAUGAUCAUUUAAAUAACCCAAUGCUAGUACAAGAGUUGGUUGACAAAUUGCCACCUAGUUACAAGCUGGAUUGGGUCCGGUACAAACGAGGAAAGGUGGAUAGUUCUCUGCGAAUGUUUACAAAUUUUAUUAAUGACAUAGUCUCGGACGUGUCAGAGGUCACAGAGUUUUCUGCUUUGUCAAUGAGCGAUGCCGGGCAUUCUGGAAGAGGAAAUCUUCGGAAGAAGGAGUUCGUGCAUCUACAUGAUUCGGAUCAGAAAAGGACUGAAGUUCGGAAUGACACAGUCAGUAAGCAGUGUUGGAUUUGUAAACGAACGGAUCACCUCAUCAAAUUUUGCGAAGAUUUCAAGCGGAUGAAUGUUGCAGAGCGGUUGAGAGAAGUCGAGCGACACCAGUUAUGUAGCAUUUGCUUGAAUAAACAUGGUAACAGUCGGUGCACAUCGAAGAUUCGAUGCAUGGUGCGGAAUUGUCAGGGAAGUCAUCACUCUCUGUUGCACAGAGUGGAGGAAUCAGUACGGCUGCAGAAGGUUGAGUGCAACACGAUCGGAAAUCCGGAGAACAAUGUAAUUUUUCGGUUGAUGCCAGUGACGUUGUAUGUUGGAGAGCGUCAAUUCGAUACAGUGGCGUUUCUGGAUGAAGGGUCAUCCGCAACUCUGGUAGACGACGUAGUUGCUAAGCGAUUGAAAGCUAAAGGCACAGUAGAGCCGUUGAUAGUCACGUGGACGGGUAAUAUUAAUCGCUACGAAAACGAUUCGAUGAAGGUAGAACUAAUGAUGUCGGCAAAGGGAUCGAAGGAUAAGUAUUCGUUGUUUAAUACCCGAACGGUGUCUGAAUUAGUGCUACCGAGACAGAACGUACGAUUUGCAGAAGUGGUGAAGAGAUAUUCACAUUUGACUGGUGUACCAGUGAAGAAUUUUCCGUCGGGUAAACCGAGAAUUUUACUUGGGUUAGAAAACAUCCAUCUUUUCGCGCCGCUAGAGUCACGUGUCGGUAAACCGAAUGAACCGAUUGCCGUGCGGUCAAAGAUAGGCUGGACAGUCUAUGGAACGGAGAACAGUGCACCGAGUGCUCAUACGUACUUGAAUCUACAUUCAGUCGAACCGAUGAGCAAUCAGUAUCUUCACGAUAUGUUACGAGAACAAUACGUGCUAGAUGAGACAGCUGUUACAACCUUUGCGAUACCUGAGCCUGUGGAAGAUAAACGGGCUCGAGAAAUACUCGAAUCUACUACGAAGCGUGUAGGUGACCGCUAUGAAACGGGGUUGUUGUGGCGUGAAGACGCAAGGCGAUUUCCGGAUAGCUACUCGAUGGCAGUACGACGGAUGAAAGCUCUCGACCGAAAGCUAGAGAAAAGUCCAGAACUGAAGCGUAAUGUGUGUCUGCAGAUCGAAGACUAUCAGGUCAAAGGAUACACACAUAAAGCGACCAAAGCAGAGCUAACCGAUACUCCGAGGAAUACGGUAUGGUAUUUGCCGCUAAAUGUGGUGGUGAGUCCAAGGAAGCCUGGCAAAAUACGCCUCGUUUGGGACGCUGCAGCGUCAGUAAAUGGGGUCUCCUUGAAUUCGGAGUUACUCAAAGGUCCAGAUAUGUUGGUUCCCCUGCCUCGAGUAAUUUGUCAUUUCCGGGAACGUCCGGUCGCGUUCGGAGGUGACAUACAAGAGAUGUAUCACCAGAUACUGAUCAGAUCGGAAGAUAAGCAAGCACAACGGUUUUUGUUUCAUUCAAACGCAGAAGACUCUCCGCAGGUGUACGUCAUGGAUGUGGCUACACUUGGUUCCACGUGUUCCCCGUGUUCAGCUCAAUACGUAAAAAACUUGAACGCAGAGCGGUUUGUCCACGAGUAUCAGGCGGCGGUGGAAGCCAUCGUAAAACGUCAUUAUGUGAACGAUUAUUACGCCAGCGUAGACACGAUCGAAGAAGCAGUGCAACGUGCAAACGAAGUGAAGUAUAUUCAUUCGUGCGGAGGAUUUCAUAUUAGGAAUUGUGUGUCGAACUCAGCUAACUUUCUUGAAGAGUUGGGGGAACAAAUCGCUGAUUCUGCCGUGCAUUUCAACCGAAAUAAGAGCAUCGAACACGAACGUGUGUUGGGGAUCACGUGGGAUCCGGUUCAGGAUGUUUUCUAUUUUGCUUCAAUAUCAAAAUCGGAGUACAAUCAGGUUCUUCGCGGAGAAGAACACCCGACUAAGAGAGUCGUACUCAGCAUUGUGAUGGCACAAUUCGAUCCUGUAGGACUUCUCGUUCCAGUCACUAUUCUGGGAAAAAUGCUGGUUCAAGAUCUUUGGCGAACAGAAUGUGAAUGGGACGAAACUAUCGAUGAUUUAUCGUUCAAGAAGUGGCUACGCUGGACGAACAUCUUGUUAGACGUAGAAUCAUUUAGGCUACCGCGAAGCUAUUUCGGAAACGCAAGAUCAGAGGAGAUCGAAGACGUACAGCUUCACAUCUUUGCAGAUGCUAGCGAGACUGCAUAUGGAUGCGUGGCGUAUUUCCGCGCAAUCGUGAGAGGCAAAGUGGUAUGCUCGUUAGUGAUGAGCCGAGCGAAGGUUGCUCCGUUAAAACAGCUUUCUAUUCCGAGGCUAGAGCUUCAAGCAGCAGUGCUUGGAGCCAGACUAUCAAAAACAGUGCAGGAUAAUCACAAUUUUUCGAUAAGCCGUGUGGUGUUUUGGAUCGACGCAGAAGUUGUGUUGUCGUGGAUUCGUUCUGAUCAGCGCCGCUAUAAGCAAUUUGUAGGUUUUCGAAUCGGAGAAAUCCUUAGUCUAACGAAACUGACAGAUUGGUACGGUAUUCCAACGAGACUUAACAUUGCAGAUCAGAUUACAAAAUGGGGUAAAGAUCCAGAGAUACACCCAAAUAGUCCGUGGGUUCGUGGACAACCGUUUUUAUACAACAACGUGGAAGAUUGGCCAAAAAAAAGCUUACCACCGGGAAACACCACUGAAGAACUACGCUCUCACUUGUUGUUACACGACGUGAAAGUGGCAGAUGUUCUUGUGGAUACCAAUCGUUUCUCUAAAUGGACUGUACUCACAGUUGAAAGUGCUAGUAAAACCUCAACAGUUCGUAUUCCGCUGCAACAAAGCGAAUACGAGAAAGCAGAAUUGUUUCUGUUCAAAAUGGCACAGACCGAGAGCUACAUCGAUGAGUUGAAAGUGUUGACGAGGAAUAAGGAUCGUCGAAUGAACGAGUGGUUAAAGAUCGAGAAGUCUAGUCCGUUGUACAGAUUGACACCAUUAAUCGACGAGAAUGGGUUAAUUCGAAUGGAGGGCCGUGCCGAGAAUGCUGAAUUUCUAUCGUUUGAUCUGCGUUUUCCGGUGAUUUUGCCACAUGACCAUAGAAUCACGAGGUUGAUUGUGCAGCAUUACCAUGAAAAAAGUGGUCACGGAUACCGUCAGGCGGUUAAGAACGAGCUUAAGCAGCAGUUUCAUAUUCCACAUAUCGACGCAAUUGUCCGAAAGGUAUCGUCAUCUUGCGUAUGGUGUAAGGUUCAUCGUUGUCGUCCUGAAGUCCCACGGAUGGCUCCACUACCGGUGCAAAGACUUACACCAAAUCUACGACCGUUUAGUUAUGCUGGCGUAGAUUAUUUAGGACCAUUUGACGUGACAGUUGGACGCCGCUCGGAAAAGCGUUGGAUUGCGCUGUUUACUUGCCUAGUAACUCGUGCAGUGCAUUUGGAGGUGGCCUGCGGUCUAACUACACAAUCGUGCUUAAUGGCAAUACAUCGAUUCAUUGGACGUCGAGGUUGGCCGAGAGAGUUUUUGUCCGACAACGGAACGAAUUUCCAAGGGGCAAGUAAAGAGCUUGCGAGAGCCGUUCAAGCAAUAGGAGCUGACUGCGCGGACGAACUCACAAAUGCAAGAACGAAAUGGACUUUCAAUCCGCCUUUAGCUCCUCACAUGGGAGGCGUUUGGGAGCGUCUGGUUCGUUCUGUAAAGGAAGCGCUCACUGCACUAGAUGACGGAAGAAAGUUAACGGAUGAAAUCCUGCAGACAGCGAUCGUCGAAGCGGAGGACAUGAUCAAUUCGCGUCCUCUUACAUACGUAUCGGAGCAGUCUAACAAGGCAGAGGCUCUUACCCCGAACCAUUUCUUGCGGGGAUCUUCACCAAAUCAGCCAUGUGUACAUCUUCCCCCACCUCACCCAGCCGUAGCACUUAGGGACGCCUUUCAGCGUUCCCAGCAGUUGGCUAGUCUGAUACGGAAGGCCAAUCUGCGAAAUCAUGUACAACAUGCUUGA